GGCUACGGUACAAUUGCACUACCAUACACAGAUGUGGUGACCUUUAAGGUUGCAACGGGCAGUGCCGUUGCCUCCUAAGUCGAGAUUUACGGGUACCUUCUUCCAGGCGUCACGCCACUGAUAAUCAAUCAUUUCUCUUUUAAUGGGGAGAUCAUACGGUAAGUCCAUGCAUGUACAGAGAUGAACAGGACUAGUCUUGGCACCGGGUGACCUGCCCUCGUGCAACAGCGAAAAGAAGACAUCUAACAGAAGCUGCAAGAUCCGACCCCAGGAUAUUGUCACCUGGUCACACAGGGUAUCUCCAUAUGUUUGAAAUUGCCACUGCACUGCUUACAGGAAAACUCCAUCUCGGAACUUCAGCCCGUUGGGCCGGUCUGUCCUAAUUUGGCUAUCCGGAUGCCUUCGAUCAAUAGCAGAUUUCAGCUUGAUCAUGGACAGAGAGGUUCUAAGAAAAAAACGAACGGGAUCUAGAACAGACUGCAAGACGUACAACGGCACUAGCCGAACUUUCAGGUUCCUUCCUUGCAUCGAGAGGCAGCAUUUCCUUAUUCAACAAGUCAUGUCACUUCCUAGUACCACCCCACCGGACACGGCGCUGCAUUGGCAAACAACAUUGACUAGGCCUAGCGUGGAGUUUGAUGUCGAGGAUGAAAGUUCAUGCGAGGAAGUGGAUCAGGAUGGGGCUCCAACCGAGGCGGACAUAAUGACCGUCACAGCAGAACUCACUCUGGUGGAUCUGUUCCGUCCGGAAUUGAUCAGCGUCUGCAAGGACAUUGUAUCCAAAGACGAACUUUCUGACGUGGUCAGACAGAAAUUGAGAUAUGCAGCCCUUUCUCAUAGAUGGCUCAGUGUAGGGGAACCAACAUUUCAGGAGAUGUCCGUCGAAAGGAAGCAUCAGUCUACAAGGCCUGGGUUGAUCAAGCUCCGCAACUUUUGUCAGAAAGCAAGGGAAUACGGCUGUCGCCUCGCUUGGUCCGACACUUGCUGUAUCGACAAGAAAAGCAGUGCGGAGCUAGAUGAGGCCAUCAGGGCCAUGUUCAAGUGGUACCGCAAUGCGGAGAUAUGUAUAGUUUUUCUUGCAGACUCUUCUUCCAUCUCGGACUUUUCGGAGGAAGUAUGGUUCCAACGCGGUUGGACGCUUCAGGAGCUUCUUGCCCCUCCACGAAUCAAGUUCUAUGGCAGACAUUGGGACGAGCUCAGUCGUUCGCGCAACGACAAGGAAGACCAUUCCAUGUUAGAAGCUCUUUCUCAUGUGACGGGGAUAUCUCGCCAGAAUUUGCUAUAUUUCAGUCCGGGGUUGGUCGAUGUUCGCGAGAAGAUGAUUUGGGCGUCCAAGCGGAGGACAACAAGGGUGGAAGACAUCGCUUAUUCCUUGAUCGGAAUUCUUAACAUCAGCCUGAAUGUAGCCUAUGGAGAAGGAGAGCGGGCAUUUCGCCGCCUGAUGGAGGCGAUCAUCCAGUCGUGUCGCGAAUGGCAGAUACUGGCGUGGGCUGGUCCCCAUUCCCCAUUCCAAGCCAGCAUUCCCCGUUCUCCUCUGGCGUACUGUGCUUUUGACGAAGCAUCUGCCACUAUGCUUUUACCCAAUCGCUAUAUAACGGAUCGUCCCUCCAAGCUUGGUGACCCUUUUUUUACGAUGACGAAGAGAGGCCUGGAGCUUGAAGUUAUUCUGGUAGAGAUGAUGCUGCAGCAACCGGCACCACGACGGCCAGGAGGAACGCAGAAGAAAACUCAAACUAUCCGCCUCAUCUCCGACUCUGCGGACUUUUUUGACGUCACAGCCCAGUGCGACAUUACCCUCCUACCAUUUUCGCAGUGGGCGGUCGCUAUCGUGAAUUACCGAGCUGAUGAAUCUGGAAAGCGUGGUGGUGUUGGAAAACUUAAACCCGCAAAUGACUACUUGUGCUUCAUACUUGGAUCUAGUAUUCAUAGUGCGCAUGGAGGGUGGCAAAAGGUUGAAACCCAAAAAAUUGUGACAAUUCGCACCAAGAGGGAGAUGUACCAACGAGUUACGACAGUGUGGCUUUAG
Messenger RNA from Suillus plorans, 2026 nucleotides. RefSeq names its product heterokaryon incompatibility protein-domain-containing protein. Lineage: Eukaryota; Fungi; Basidiomycota; Agaricomycetes; Boletales; Suillaceae. The record is from RefSeq and is a predicted model, not a curated record. The coding region runs from base 431 to 2026 and encodes 531 amino acids. The transcript is spliced from 4 exons.